AUGAGUGCCCGCCAAAACCUCCACAUUGGGGUCUUCAUCCCCUCGCCUUCGGGAGCGCAGCUCCUCGAUACCGCAUGUAUCGACGUGUUCGGUGUUGCUUCUUAUGAAUACCUCUCAGCGCUGUCUAUUGUGCCCAAGGAUCUAUCGUCUCUGGCACCCGAGGUGAAGAUCUCGUAUAUUGGCAGCCAGAAAUCAGGCUCCCUGAUCGGGCUCACUGCAAGCAUGAAGAUCGAGCUCAGCAACCACUUCUCCGAUGCGGAGGUCGCCCCCGGGAAGCUAGAUGUCGUCCUCGUGCCGGGCCCGGACCCCUGGACCACCUGGGACGAGGACGCCCUCUCGUGGCUGCGCCAGCAGGGCGCGGCCCCCGGCACGGACAUCCUCAGCGUCUGCACCGGCAUCUACCUCUGUGCCGCGGCGGGGCUGGUGGACGGGCGGAAGGCGUGCGGGCCGAGGGGCUUCCAGACCGAGCUGAGGGAGAAGUACCCCAAGGCGGAGUUUGUGGGCGAGAAGCUCAGGUGGGUGAGGGACGGCAACUUCUGGAGCAGCGGCGGCGUCACCAACGGCAACGACCUGGUCGCUGCCUACGUCCGGGAGAGCGGCCGUUUCCCCAGCCCGGUUGCUGAGUUUGCGUGUGGGCUGGCCGAGGUUGGGGACCGGCCGCAGCUCUACUCGGAUAAAUAG
Molecule: messenger RNA, 681 nt
Organism: Diaporthe citri
Lineage: Eukaryota; Fungi; Ascomycota; Sordariomycetes; Diaporthales; Diaporthaceae
Exons: 2
Coding region: 1-681 (226 amino acids)
Source: RefSeq, a predicted model, not a curated record